Messenger RNA from Triticum aestivum (bread wheat), 737 nucleotides. Its product is annotated as auxin response factor 11. The transcript has 4 exons. Gene Ontology annotation, biological process: response to hormone; regulation of DNA-templated transcription. The record is from RefSeq and is a predicted model, not a curated record. The coding region runs from base 119 to 541 and encodes 140 amino acids. Gene Ontology annotation, molecular function: DNA binding. NCBI's taxonomy places the organism in Eukaryota, Viridiplantae, Streptophyta, Magnoliopsida, Poales, Poaceae.
GAAAAGAGAGGCAAAGCAAGCAAGGGAGAGAGAGAGAGAUAGAGAGUUUUUUUUUUUGGAUAUAGGUAUAUUUUUUGGGUUGGGUUCGGAGACGGAGCGCCUGCGCGAAUGAGGAAUCAUGGCUGAUGGCUACCCCGUCGAGAGGUCGGCAUCUUUUAUCCCAUUCCCAUUGUUGGCAAAUGAAGGGAGAAGAAGCGCCCAGCAAAAGGCGCGCACCGUCGCGGCCACCACCAAGAAGACGCCCAACUCCCGCAUCUCGAAGUACCCCAGCCUGCCGUCGCAGCUGCUGUGCCAAGUCCAAACAUCACCAUGCAUGCCGACAAGGACGCCGAUGAGGAAACCGACGUGUUCCCGAUCCCGUGUCUCGGCAGCUAUGCCAAGAGCAAAGCAUCCAGCUGAGUACUUCUGCAAGAAAUUGACCUCGAGCGAUACGAGCACUCACGGCGGGUUCUCGGUGCCGCGAAGAGCUGCAGAGAAGCUGUUCCCACAUUUUCUUCUGCCCACUUGGUUGUUCUCCGUGAAUGCUUCAGCUCAUACAUAGGUUUUGUCUUUGGACUUGUAGGAUUACUCGAUGCAACCUCCGAAUCAGGAGCAUAUCGUCCGAGAUUUGCAUGAUAACAUGUGGACGUUUCGUCACAUUUAUCGUGGUAGGGUCGAAUACUGUUUGACUUGCUUUUAGCUUGUACAUUCGUUCAAGGGUACAUAAUUUAGGUGUCCUGGGUCCCUGUCUUCUAGAA